AUGUCGAUCCUGCAGAACGAAGAAGACGUCGCACAAGCUGAAGAAGCCGAGGGGGGGGGUGCCUCACAUUACCCCCGCUUGGAAGGAGAAGACAGAGAGGCGUGCGGGUGCCUGCUGGAGUAUCCGCGCUCGGCUCUGGCGCGCGCCGCACGUGGCGGGCACAUCCAGGUGCUCGACUGGCUCCGAGAGAACGGCGUGUGUUCGGAUGACCCGGGCCUGCAGAGGGCCCGUCGCCGCGACUUCCGGCGCGACCGCCUCUUAGAUGGCGGCAUUAAUAGCAUCCGUCACAGCGACAGCGGCAGCAAUAGCAGCAGCAGCAGCGACGGUGGCGGCAGCAGCCGAACCAACAGCAACAGCAGCACCAACAGCGGCAGCAGUAGCAGCAUCAACGGUGGCAGCGGCGGCGGCUGCACCAACAGCAGCAGCAGCACCACCACUAUCAACAGCAGUGGAAUGACUGAUGGUGGCAACAGGAGCGGCGGCGAUACCAACCGUGCAGCGAUUGCGGCCGCGCCGGGGCACGGCUCCUGCCUUCCUGCCGUCGGUGGCGGCGACGACGACAACGUCAACGGCGGAGGCGGUUGUAGCGGUGGCGGUAGCGGUCACGGUGGUGCUGUUGCCAACGCGGCACACGCCUCCUCUACCACAGCCCCAGCCCGCGAGCCAGCGGGAACACCGCGGCCGGAACCAAAGCGAUGGCCGACCAGGAUUAGGAAACUGAGGAUGAUGAUGAUCCCAUGGGGCGGCCGCGGCGGUAAGGAGAGAGCCACCCGUAGCGAGGAUGACUCGGACGCGUGCCAGAGAGGAACAGCAGCGGCGGUCGCAACAGUAGGGGGAGUAGCGGUAGGUGGCCGCGGUGAUGCUCCUCGAGAACACUCCGAGGCAGCGGCAGCGGCAGAGCCGGCAGCAGCAGCAGCAGCAGGGGAAUUAGCGGCGGGAAGCCGCGUUGAAGCUGCCCGACAACAAGCCGAGGAUGCCACUGCAGCGGUGGAGGUAGCAGCGGCGGCGGCGGUGGCGCCAGCACCUGCGGGGGCGGGAGCAGUGCCCGACGAUGACGGAAACGAUACCGUCGCAAGCUUCCCGUCCACGGAUGACCACCGACCAAGGACUGGAACCGGAGCAGAUCGCCCCUGCGACAGCGGCAGCGGUAGAGUCAUCCUCCCAGCACCGAGAGGCAGUGAGGUCCCACCGACGACAACGUCGGCGGGGGUGGGGAUGAAAUGUCGGAUACUGCCACAGAUGCCGCUGCUGCUGCUGCGGAGGCGGCGGGGCGGCGAAAGUGCAAGGGGCUCCGCGUCAAGAAUUGCGGGGGGAGAUGGGGGGGUGAAGAAGGUGCUGACGACGACGGCCGCUGUGGAGGACGCCGCGGCGGCCGCCGGACACGUCGAGGUCUUGGAGUGGCUGGACCGCCACGCGAAGCCGGCCCCCCCCGCCAAUAACGCCUCCGGCGGGCUGCGCGUUCCCCGCUGCGGCGGGCAUGAUAAGAAGCGCCGCUGGGGGGCGGUGGGCAGUGGCGCGGGGUCGGGCAAGCGGUGCUCUCGCGCUGCCCUUGAGCGAGCUUGCGAGGCCGGCCACUUCUCGACGGCGGUUUGGCUGGCUUCUAAGCGCAGCGCGGAGGUGGAGAGAGCUUACGACUGCAUCCGCAGAGCAGCCGAGAACGGUCACCUGGAGAUCGUUGCCUGGCUUAGCAGCUCCCGGUCCUGGAACCCUAGCGCCAGCUUCGCGGGCAGAUGGGCCGGGGCCACGACCACCGCCAUGGACGACGCUGCCGCCGGGGGGCACCUUAAGGUGGUGCGGUGGCUGCACGCCCACCGCCCGGAAGGAUGCACGACGGCGGCCAUGGACAAAGCGGCCAAAGAGGGUCACCUCCAUGUUGCAGAUCGCCCAAGCGACGACGAGCUCAACAGUCUCAUCACUGCCGCGUGCUGCACCUCGGCCGCCAUGGACGGGGCCGCCGAGCACAACCACCUGCGGACCCUGGAAUGGCUCCGCCGGAAUCGUGCGGAGGGGUGGACGCUGGGCGGCGGGGCCCAACGGGCCGCGAGGUGCGGCCAGUUGGCGGCGCUGUCGUACCUCCUGCUCGGAGACCGGGACAGCUCCGCGGCCGUCUUCGACGAUGGAUUCGGCGCGCCGCCGCCGCCGCCGCCCUUGCUGUCCCCGCUGGAGGCGGCGCUUUUCGCCGCCGGCGCCGCCGGCGCGGAAACCGGCGGCGCGGGCGUCGUCGACGCGCACGUACACGGCGGUGACGAUGGAGACGAUAUGGCGGGGGCGGGGGCGGGGGNCUGUGCGCCGUCGUCGACAGCGACUGGGGGGGCGGGGGCGGGGGCGGGAGCGGCGGCGGCGGCGGGGGCCGGGGCGGAUGUCAUCGACGGGCUUCUGCUAGCCGGCGGCGAAGGGGUCGCGGCGGUGGUAACGCUGGACCUGGACGAGGCGGCGGCGGAGGGAAGGCUUGCAGUCCUGCAGUGGGCGCGGAGAGCGACGAUGGACGGCGCUCCUUCUCCUCCUUCGUGUGGUGCCCGCCACCGCUUUUCGUUAGACACGAGGCUGUCUAAGAUGCCGCCACUGCCGCCACCGCCCCGGCUGCUGCGGCCGGCCGGCCUCGGGAACCUUUCGAGGAGCAGCGCGCAGGAGGAAAAGAAGGAGGAGGAUGGGGAAGAAGAGGGGUUCUUCCCGCGGGAUGCUCCAGGCGGGGGUUGCUACUGCUGCUGCGACUGCGGCGAAGAGGGGAGGAUUGGGAGCGCGGAGGAAAAGAGGAGGGGGCCGGAGUACAGCGGGGAGGCAGAGGAGGACUUCUCCUACAAUCUCCCGUUUCUUCCUUGCGGGGGCGGAGGAAAGGGCGGCGGCGGGGAAGAGGACGAGCCAUGGGGUGAAGAGGAAAAAACACAGGAGGACGCGGGAGGGUAUGGCGAGGACGAAAGGGUGCCAUGGAGCGAAGAGGGAAAGAAACAGGAAGGGGCGGAGGAGAAGAGAGAUUCGUUUCCACCGCCUGGCUGCUGUUGUUGCUGCUGCUGGCGUAGCGGCAGAAGCCGCCGCCGCCGCCGCCGCCGCCGUGUCCAUGGGCGCAGCGGGAGCGUCACGCUGGCCUACUCCACGGCGGCCAUGGAGAGGACGAGAGCGGUAGUUGCCUCCGCUGCGGCGGCGUCGCCGGCUUCGGUCCCGGGGACGGCUGCUGCUACUGCUGCUGCUGCUGCUGCUGCUGCUGCUGCUGCUCUCCUCUCUGUUCCAUUUCGCUCCCCUGGUGGCAACGACGCCGCCGCCGCUGCUACGGCCGGUCGCUGUGACCACUGCCGCUGCUGUUGCUGCGAGGUGGACACACGCGCUACCCCCUCUUCUUCCGUAGACGACAGCGGAUGGAGGGGAAGGCAGCACCGUUGCCCCUCGUCGACUCGGCGGUUCUACGGAGAUCAUGGGGGGGGUGUCGCGGCGGAGCAUCGGCGGCGCCCCGAAGCGAGGGGUGCGGGCGGCGCAGCAGGACUGGCCGUGGGGGCGGGGAGGAAUCGAUUCCGGGUGACGAUGUCGACGGACGCGGUGGAUCGUGCAGCCGGGAACGGUCAUCUAGAGGUGGUUCGCUGGCUCUACCUCCACCGCGCAGAGGGCGGCACCGCCGGAGCCAUCACGGCCGCGGCCGCCGGAGGGCACGUGCGCGUCCUCGACUGGCUUGCCCGAAACACGCCCCUGAUGGCGACGACGACGGGACGAGUCAGCUUCUUCCGGGGGACGAGUGUCCUCAACCCCUCGGCGCUGGACAGGGCCGCGGCGAACGGCCACCUCGGGGUCCUCAGGUGGUUCCAUCGCAACUACGCCAACAACGGAAGGAGGAGCGGCGAAGACGGCUUCACGUAUCGCUUGAUGGAUGAGGCGGCCUCGAACGGUCACCUACAGGUGUGCCAAUGGCUCCGUCAGCACCGCAGCGAGGGCUGCAGCUGGAACGCGUUCGACGGAGCGGCGGGCGGGGGGCACACGCACGUCCUCGACUGGCUUGACCAGCACUACCACGCUGUCGGUCCCAGCGCGGUCGCCUUCAUCAAGGCGGCGAAGGCGGGCCACCUGCACGUCGUGCAGUGGCUCCUGCGGAGACAUCCCGGCGAGGCAAGGGCGGGCUGCAUGUGGGCCGUCCAGGAGCUUUCACCUACCCCGGCGAGUGACCUAACCGCGGGCGCGAAGAGGCAAGUGAGCUGGAAAGUGGACCCUGAAGUCUUGGAGCUGGUGCGGACGGCGUGGGACUCUUACCGCACGCGAGUCCCCUGUGGAAUAUAUCUCCGGGCGUAGGCGCAGCUUUAGCCGUCUCGUAGAGGCCCUCUCGCCCGUGCAUUCACCCUUGACAUGAUGUCGAGAGCGUCGAAGCACAAGUGAGCCAGCGUAGGAGUUGGAGUCUCGCUGGCGCGUCGCUGCUGGCUGUGCUGGGCACUAAAGAGCUGUGCUUUGCGGCGUGUGAGCGUGCGUUGUUCAGGUGGAAUAAUGUGGGGCAAGUUUAUGAUUCGGUGUGGUUUCCCAUGUGGCGUGGUCACGCGUGUGUGUACUCAUGGCCGUGCAUACCGUAUGAUAGUUGUUACACUAGAGACCAGAACACAUCCAGUGAAGCUCCUCUACGACGACAGAAAAUGUGGAGUGUGAUUUUUCUGGCGGAAGGGAACGGAUGCAUGCAUUUGAUUUUACACCGUAUUCACUCCGUAGGCGCCGUCAUACGCCAUACCCACACCGAACGAAGCGAUCUCCUACAUUGUUUGACAACAGUGUGUAGCUUCCAUGAAGGUAGCCAUUUACUUCCGUGGAAGCAGUAUUGACUUCCAUGGAAGCGUGUACCAUAUGUCAACCAGCGUAGGUUUCCCGAAUGAAGCCACGGGCAAUGACGGGGGCGAAUCCAUCCUCCGGGUGGGCAAAACGCAGGGAGCGCCUUCCUUGCCUCGGAUGAAGGUAACCUGGUUUCCCCGUGUG
Ectocarpus sp. CCAP 1310/34 is the source of this 4935-nucleotide messenger RNA. Lineage: Eukaryota; Phaeophyceae; Ectocarpales; Ectocarpaceae. The record is from the annotation of a GenBank genome assembly.